Messenger RNA from Sorex araneus (European shrew), 3325 nucleotides. It is a transcript of the gene SMCR8, whose product is annotated as SMCR8-C9orf72 complex subunit. The record is from RefSeq and is a predicted model, not a curated record. The transcript is spliced from 2 exons. The coding region runs from base 507 to 3317 and encodes 936 amino acids. Gene Ontology annotation, molecular function: GTPase activator activity. Gene Ontology annotation, cellular component: guanyl-nucleotide exchange factor complex. Lineage: Eukaryota; Metazoa; Chordata; Mammalia; Eulipotyphla; Soricidae.
GUGACAGCAAGAUGGCGGCGCCGCGCUAGCUGGCUCCGGGUUGUGGCGUCCGCGGAGCCGCGACGGUUUUGCCCUCGACCCGUGAGGGUGACAACGCGUGGCUGGCCCCAGCUGCGGCCCGUAGCCCUGCGUCAGGCACCCGUUCGGUAACUGGGGCUGUUGCUAUCGCGCUGGCUUCGGGGAAGCGACCGUGACCUCGCGACAGGUGCCUUGCAGCGACCGGGUCACCAAAAAGAAAAGAGGAAGAGGACAACCGGCUUCCCGGCCCUCGAGGCCUACAGAGUUCCCGCGGCCUCCGAGGACUCCGAAGGAGCUACACCUUUGAAGUGGCCGCGGGAGUCCAAGUCCUCGGGUGCGUGGAAAGCAGCCCACAUACGGCAUACCCGAGGGCGCCAAGAAGACCGCAGGGACUUGGCUUCCUCCCCCAGAGGUCUGGUUUCCCCGCGCCGAUUACCCCCGCAUUCCUGGCCACUUCCUCUCAAUGUUCUCUCCGUAUAUCUGGAAAUAUGAUCAGCGCCCCUGACGUGGUGGCCUUCACCAAAGAGAAUGAGUACGAGGAGGAGCCUUACAAUGAGCCGGCCCUGCCCGAGGAGUACUCGGUGCCCCUUUUUCCCUUCGCCAGCCAAGGAGCCAACCCUUGGUCCAAACUGUCCGGAGCCAAGUUCUCGCGGGACUUCAUCCUCAUUUCCGAGUUCUCCGAACAGGUGGGCCCCCAACCAUUGCUAACCAUCCCCAAUGACACCAAAGUUUUUGGUACCUUUGAUCUUAAUUACUUCUCCUUAAGGAUCAUGUCUGUCGAUUACCAGGCCUCCUUCGUAGGCCAUCCCCCCGGCUCUGCCUACCCCAAGCUAAACUUCGUGGAGGACUCCAAGGUGGUGCUGGGAGACUCCAAGGAGGGAGCCUUUGCUUAUGUGCACCAUCUGACCCUGUAUGACCUGGAGGCCCGUGGUUUUGUGAGGCCCUUUUGCAUGGCUUAUAUCUCAGCAGACCAGCACAAAAUCAUGCAGCAAUUUCAGGAACUUUCAGCAGAAUUUUCCAAAGCGUCUGAGUGCUUGAAGACAGGCAACAGGAAGGCAUUUGCUGGGGAACUUGAAAAAAAGCUGAAAGACUUGGAUUAUACCAGGACUGUGCUACAUACUGAAACAGAAAUCCAGAAGAAAGCCAACGAUAAAGGUUUUUAUUCAUCUCAGGCAAUUGAGAAAGCCAAUGAACUGGCUAGCGUAGAGAAAUCCAUCAUCGAGCAUCAAGACCUGCUAAAGCAGAUCCGUUCAUAUCCUCAUCGGAAGUUGAGGGGGGCUGAUUUGUAUUCUGGAGAGGUAGAGCGCUCCCAGGAUCAAGCCUGCCAGGCAGCCACUACCUCUAACCCUGAUGAGUUUGCUGACGCAGACCUUUACUCCUGCAGACCAGCCUAUACCCCAAAACUCAUCAAAGCCAAGUCCACCAAGUGUUUUGAUAAGAAGUUAAAGACCUUGGAAGAGCUCUGUGACACCGAGUAUUUUACCCAGACCUUGGCUCAGCUCAGCCACAUUGAGCACAUGUUCCGCGGAGACCUGUGCUAUCUCCUGACCAGCCAGAUUGACAGGGCACUGCUAAAACAACAGCAUAUAACCAACUUUCUCUUCGAGGACUUUGUGGAGGUUGAUGAUAGGCUGGUAGAGAAACAAGAGAGUAUAGCCCCUAAACCUGUUCAAGAUAGACCACCUUCCAGAACUCUGGAAGAAUAUCCAAUUCCUCAAGUGUUAAUUAGUGUUGGCUCUUACAAAUCCAGUGUGGAGUCUGUGCUGAUCAAGAUGGAGCAGGAACUGGGAGAUGAGGAGUACAAAGAAGCAGAGGUGGCAGAAUUGAGCAGUUUUGACCCCCAGGAGAACUUGGACUACCUGGAUAUGGAAAUGAAAGGGAGUAUCAGCAGUGGUGAAAGCAUCGAGGUUCUGGGCACGGAAAAGUCCACCUCUGUGCUCUCCAAGUCUGACAGUCAGGCCAGCCUUACGGUGCCACUGAGUCCCCAGGUAGUUCGCAGCAAAGCGGUCAGCAACAGAACCAUCAGUGAGGACAGUAUUGAAAUCCUCAGCACCUGCCCGUCCGAGGCUCUCAUCCCCGAGGACCUUAAGGCCAGCUACCCAAGUGCCAUUAACGAAGAAGAAUCCUACCCAGAUGAUAGUGAGGGAGCCAUCCUCUUCCAGGCAAACAUCAGCCCUCCAGAGCUGGAUGGCGCAGAGGAGGGCAGCUUGGAAAAUCCCCUAUCAGAGAUGGACUCUUCCUGCUGCAUUGGGAAGGAGAGUGACAGUCUGCAGCGGCCACUUCCUGCUGCAACCCACACGCUCAUAGAUGACGAUGGAGUGGUGAGCAUCCCCCCACAGCGCUACUGGCAAAAUGACCAGGGCUUCCACGCGGACUUGGCCAUUGAAAACGCCAGCCCUUCUCAAGACCACAGUUCUGAGAGCUUCACUGCCUAUGAGCUGGACCCGAGCCAUCUGCUAGCUAGCCGGGAUGUUAGUAAGACCAGCCUGGACAACUACUCCGACUCCACCAGCUGUGUGGGCAGUGUAGCCUCCACUGGCUCGGACAGGACUCCCACUGCUCAUUUCACUGCUCCCUCUUCCGAGAGACAUAAAAAGAGAGCUGGCCAGAAUGCCUUAAAAUUUAUCCGCCAGUACCCUUUUGCCCACCCAGCUAUCUACUCCCUACUCAGCGGGAGGACACUCGUGGUCCUGGGGGAAGAUGAAACCAUAGUCAGGAAGCUCGUGUCGGCGCUGUCCAUCUUUGUUCCCAACUACAGCCGUUGUGCCAAACCCGUGAAGCACUGGGUGUCCUCCCCUCUGCACAUUACUGAUUUCCAGAAGUGGAAGCUUAUUGGCCUACAGAGAGUGGCAUCCCCUGCCAGUGCCAGCAUGCUGCACACACUGAGCCGCUACUGCCGCUACACAAGCAUUCUGGACCUGGACAACAAAACCCUGCGCUGCCCACUCUACAGAGGCACGCUUGUGCCCCGGCUGGCAGACCACCGUACCCAGAUCAAGCGAGGCAGCACCUACUACCUGCACGUCCAGAGCAUGCUCACUCAACUCUGCUCCAAGGCUUUCCUCUACACAUUUUGCCACCACCUGCACCUGCCUGCCCAUGACAAGGAGACUGAGGACCUGGUCGCUAGCCGCCAAGCGAGCUUCCUGAAGCUGAACCUGGGUCUGGUGAACGAAGAUGUCAAAGUGGUCCAGUACCUGGCUGAGUUGCUGAAGCUGUACUAUAUGCAGGAGGCUCCUGGAAUCAGCCACCCCACGCUCAGGUUUGACUAUGUCCCCAGCUUUUUGUACAAAAUCUGAGGCCAGUU